Molecule: messenger RNA, 621 nt
Organism: Schistocerca nitens (vagrant locust)
Lineage: Eukaryota; Metazoa; Arthropoda; Insecta; Orthoptera; Acrididae
Product: ras-like protein family member 11B
Exons: 6
Coding region: 190-621 (143 amino acids)
Molecular function (GO): GTPase activity; GTP binding
Source: RefSeq, a predicted model, not a curated record
CCGCUGCCACAGACAGCCCCAAGACCCAGCCAGCGUCGCGGAGGCGUCCGGUGACACACGCUGCCUCAAUGCACCUGUUGAUCUGUUUCUGUUGCACUAGCAGCUGCUUACUCAGAUAAUCCACGGCUGGAGACUCGACUCAUAGCCCUGCGUCAGACCAACAGUGUCCCGCCAACAGGAGUCUACGGAAUGAAAACCGAAGACCGGAACAACAACGCCCCCUGUAUUCGUAUCGCCGUCCUCGGAGAUGUCGGUGUGGGCAAGUCCGCUUUGACGGUGCGAUUUUUGACGAGGCGGUUCAUCGGCGAGUAUCGUUCGGAUACUGAUCUCCUCUACCGUCAGAGCAUCGUGAUUAACAACAUCCUGUUUGAUGUGGAAGUAGUGGACAUUACGGGAGAAACGAGGGACAGACGCCUGCCUGUGGAGCAGGUGGAGUGGUCGGACGCGUGCGUGCUCGUCUACUCCAUCACGGACCGGCGGUCCUUCAACUACAGCCAGCAGGUGCUGCAGCAGCUGACUCAGGCUGCCAGGCCCACAGCCCUGCUCGCCAACAAGGCCGACCUUGAGCACCUCAGGCAGAGUGAACCUGUUGCUAAAGCUUCAACCGCCCUGUUCCUCUAG